Molecule: messenger RNA, 1866 nt
Organism: Leptinotarsa decemlineata (Colorado potato beetle)
Lineage: Eukaryota; Metazoa; Arthropoda; Insecta; Coleoptera; Chrysomelidae
Gene: lolal
Product: longitudinals lacking protein-like
Biological process (GO): regulation of transcription by RNA polymerase II
Cellular component (GO): nucleus
Molecular function (GO): protein binding
Source: RefSeq, a predicted model, not a curated record
UUGCGUCUUGCGUUUUGCAUUUCCUCAAUUUUAUUAUUUGACGUUUCCCAAGAUUGUGCAAAUGAUCUUAUAAAUUGUGAAAAUCAAAACAUCCAUAAUCCAGAUUGUUACAUACUUCAAGAACUGCAGAUAUAGAUUGAAAUAUAUUGUAUAAAAUGGCUGAUCAGCAACAAUUCUUCUUGAAAUGGAACGAUUUUCAAAGCAAUAUGGUUACGUCUUUUCGACACCUGAGGGAUGAGAAAAGCUUCACAGAUGUAACUUUAGCUUGUGAGGGCCAAACAUGUAAAGCUCACAAAAUGGUCCUAUCAGCUUGUAGUCCUUACUUCAAAAGUUUAUUAGAGGAAAACCCUUCGAAACACCCCAUAAUAAUACUGAAAGAUGUAGCCUAUAGUCACCUUCAAGCUAUUUUGGAAUUUAUGUAUGCAGGCGAAGUAAAUGUAAGUCAAGAACAGCUACCGGCAUUUUUGAAGACAGCAGACAGACUGAAAGUCAAAGGACUAGCGGAAGCACCACAGGCCAUUAAGAGAGAAUAGAACUGUGUGAUCUAUGAGAUCAUGGUAGUCGUAACGGGUUUUUAUGAACAUUUUUGUAGGUGUAUUAUAAAGCUACUAGGUCUGGGCCAAACAUCAGAUUAGUUCAGGUGUUCAGAUGUAAAUAAUUACUAUUUGAGAAAUAUGUUAAACAGCAAAUCUCCUAUAUAUCUCAUCAUAUUUAUUUUAUUGUAAUUGAAAUUUUUAAUAAUUGAUAUUGAUAUAACUAAAGAACCACUUGAAAAGUUACUGAAUAUUUAAAGUCUUCGGUUACCCGUGAGUAAUACAUCUACAUUGUUCUGUCCUUUCUUGUGUAUUGAAAUUUUCAUUUUAGAAUUUGUGCACUCAAGAUUUCUGGUAUCUGUAUUCAACUCUUUUCUUAUUCUACCAACAAUACUCUGUGAGUUAUUAAAUUGCAAAAUAAAUGAUUUUGGAAAUGUCAGCGAAAGUGAAAAAUGAUCUGCACUUUUGAAGAGAGAUUUCAUAUUUUUUUACUCAUUUUAAUUGUGGUAGGGCAACUACCUCGAGGUUUGUUGCAGAAGUGUUGAAUGCAAAACUGAAUUGUUAACUUUUCUUUUUUUUUUGAUAAACUAUAACCACAUGGGUGCAUUUUUCAAAUAUUUAAUCCGAAAUUUAUUUGUAAUUGACUCUAAUGAGAGCUUUAAGGACUGUAAAGAAUAUAUUUCUAUAUAAGAGUCACUCUUGACGCAUAUGAUUUUUUGUAAAGGUUUUUAUAUCUUAUUGUUUUAUAGUUUUUGUAAAGUGUAGUAAAUAGGGGUUUAUUUUUCAGUGUUAACGUUUUAUAUUGCUAUAAUCAAUCUCAAAUGUAUUGAGAUAUGCUUUUCUGACCCAAGGCUUUUUUAUAACAUCCAAGUAUUGACUCACUAUUGAUAAACGUUCACGUUCACAAACAUAUUUUAGAUUAUUCAGGGUCCUUCAUGGCAACAUAUAUUUGAUCUCGUGAUAAGAGUUUGUUUUACUUUGAAUACUUGCCCAGAAAAAGUUCAGUAAUGCUACCUAAAAGGUUUAAUGAAAAAUAUGAACACUUUAUGGCAAACAUUCAAUACACUUGGUAAAGGGAUGGUACUUUCGACUAGUCAGAAAAGCAUAUCCAAAUAUCUGUAAAUACAAUUGGAAAUAUUCAAUUUUUGGUUGAUACUAUAUUGUUACCACUUUUCCACAAAUUAGUAUAUAAUAUCUUGGAAUAAUUUUCAUUUAAUUUCAUCAUGGAAUAAUUAUCCGUCAACAAAGUGAGGAUGACAGAGUGGAUGCUCUAGAUUUUAUAUGAAAUGUGUAUAUUUAACACUUUUGAAGAGUAUACAUUCAAGUGAGGAAA